Messenger RNA from Anopheles marshallii, 2469 nucleotides. RefSeq lists its product as uncharacterized. Bases 1 to 2469 code for a protein of 822 amino acids. The record is from RefSeq and is a predicted model, not a curated record. The transcript is spliced from 4 exons. NCBI's taxonomy places the organism in Eukaryota, Metazoa, Arthropoda, Insecta, Diptera, Culicidae.
AUGCGUAUAACGCGGUACUCGCGUGCCAGUGGUAGAGGCAGCUACUAUCACCGUGGUGCUGUAAAAUUGUAUCGCCGACGCGGUGGCCCCAAUGGUCAAAUUCCGCGAUCCUACACAAACCAAAGCCAACCUCCCGCCUACACCCCGUACCAUGGGCAGACCGUGCGUCGAUCACGACCUGUGUCGCCGAACGAAGGAUUGUUGUUGUCGCGACAACACGACAGAACGUUGCAGCGAUCGUCGCGGGAACGGUAUCGCACGGAAGAAUACAUCCGACGGAGCGCGAGCCACGAUCGCAGUUUAUCAUCCGUGUUAAGCGACAUAAGUUCUGGCAGCAGUUGUUUCGGUACGGUGCGGGCAAGCGAAGCGUACGGCAGUCCGGUAUACGAGGAUCUCACGGACGAUGAAGUCCGCUCGCUGGAUGAAAUGACCGAAUCUUCCAUGAACCUGUCCGUAGCACCACCGCCCGUUUUAAAACACAAGAAACGCAAGAAGGACAAGCGCAAGAAAGAAAAGGCACGGCUACGUGAGCGGAAACGGGCGAAAAAAGGUAAGCGUCGGCAGAAGGAAAUCCUCGAGGAGCGUAUAUGUCCGCCCGAGCAUGAGGUAGCCCAGUCGAAGGAAAUAUUCGCAUCUGGGCAAAACAUUCUGGUAAGCGUCAGCUUCAUCGACAAUGAGAAGACGAAGGAUCGGUCCGACAGGCACAGGAAAAGCAAGCGAAAGAAGGCCAAGAAAGAAAAAACGCGCGAAAAGCUAAUCGUUACCAAAGAGGAACGUGCAUCCGAUGUGGCAACGUCCGCCCGAACACCACACCGGGACAGUUCUAGCCCGGCGCGGGAGCUGGAACCGCCGGACGUCAAAGAGAAGUAUAACGCGAAGCAACAGUCAGCGCAAACAGAGCAGGAAAAGAAGCAAGAUCACCAGCAGCAACAGCAACAACAAAAUGAACAACAUUCAACGGUGCACCAAUCACCGGAACAGAAGAUUCCUCCGGCAAAGAAAAAGAAACUAGAUCCAGGCGUUAAGCCUGUGAUGGUGAUUGAUCUAGAACGAUCUCCAAGUGGACAGGUAAUAUCCAGCCCGAAGGAAGUCAUCGUGCUAAGUGACGAAGAGGGCAAACGGACGUUAACGCAACGGGUCGGUAAGGAGGAGAUAAAACCGAACGAAGCAGAUCAAAGCAAUCGUGGUCCCAACACGCCACCGGAACCUGCCCCAAAAUCGCCCGACUCGUACGAUCCAUUCGAACCUACAAAAUCCUCGCCCAGCACGGCUAUUUCAAGGCACGAUUUGGGUAGCAUAUCAUCGCUCAGCUUUCUGGAACAUCACACCCAUCAGGAUGAGCAGAAGGAAACGAAAAAUGACUUCCACCACCAUGCGCUUGCUCAGCAUAACCUGCCACACCACCAUCACCAUCAUCAUCAUCAUCUGCUCCAUCAUCCACACCACGGGCAUGCCCAUCAUCAUGGCCAGGAACGAUUGAUGGCAUCAUCCGAUCAGCAGAGUGGUACCGGUGCUGCCUUCGGAAAUGAAGAUGGUGUGCUCGAUCUUCAUCCAGGCUCACCGUUCGAAAAGAUCAACAUUCUGAACAACAGCCCUGGGCGUACGGCCACUGCAGGCAUGCCGUACCAUCAUCUGCAUCAUCCGUCGCCGAUGAAGGCGAUUAUUAAAUCGAUGCCGAAGAAGCUGCUUGCCUCGGGUGGCUCUGGUCGUGAUACGCGAUCGCACGGCAUGGUAGGCAAAUCGAGCCUGACGAAUGCUACGGUCGGUGGUGGUGGUACGACCAGUGGCGGUGCGACUACAAGUGGUGGCGUUCCAUUCGAGGACGAACUGAAUGAUGGUGACAUUUCGCCCUAUUCGCCACGAUCGAGCGACUGCGACGAGCAGAUGUUCGAACCGCCGAACCACGAUGGUAACGGGGAAACGCAAACCAUCGCGUUGACCGUGGACAACCUGCGCAAGGUAUUCGGUAACGAUCCCAAAACGCUGUACGGCGAUCUUCGGAAAAGCUAUCAGCAUCGAUCGGUGAUAGCGGUGGAUGAAAUGUAUAAACCUCAUAAAAUGACACUAGAAAUGUUGGAUGAAAUACCAGACUCUGCAGUUGAUAUGCAGGUGAAGGAAAAGCUUAUCAAAAAGCUUCAACGACAGGAACGAAUUGUGGAAGAGGUGAAACAUUUCCUAAAGCCUCACUUCAACAAAAAACGCAUCGACAAAGACGAAUACAAGGAAAUAAUGCGAAAAUCCAUCCCGAAGAUAUGCCACAGUCGUUCGGGAGAAAUCAAUCCGGCCAAGAUACAGGCCCUAAUAACGGCGUACGUAAAGAAAGCAAUCGCCAAGCGGAAACUAAUCGGUGGGGAGGGUUCCGCUUCCGGCACACCGCUGGUACAUCUGGGCAGUUACGGGCUUCCACCGGAACCGACGGCAACCGCAACAACGGCAACACUGCCACCGGUGAUGUUAAUGAACCGUUGA